UGAUGCCCCUUUUUCCUCAGCUGGCCAGGACUCCUUUGUUCCUUACUUGCCCCAUUUCCACUUAGCUGCCUAACCUUGGCAGGCUGAGUUUGCUUCGCUCUUUGGCGGUGCCGCGAACUUCCCAGGCCAAUAACGAGAUUUGUCGAAAUUUGCGCGAAUGGCGGCCAUAUCGUUCGCUAAUGCAGCAGUGAACUUGGAGCUUUCUAGGACCAGCAGAUCUAUUGCUACAUGGGGUCCCGAGUCAGGCAUUUCCAACGUAUCCAUGCAUACCGUGCUUCACUUACCUUCGAGAUCAUUUUCGUCGACUCUCUCCGCCGGACCAUCCGCUAAGCGAUCGCACAUCGUCGUCGUCGGCUUCGCCUCCCCCUAUCACCAAUCGCCUGCGACGUCGCCCAGCGACGACUCCUCCUCGCUCCCGUCGUUCGCCAGCGAUCGCACGUCGCUGUUCCUCACCACGCCUCUAACUUCAUCGUCCACGCACCUCUCUAAACUGACGCCUUCGGCAGCCGAUGGCAGCGCGACGACGCAAACCGGCGGCGGCGGCGGAGACGGCUCUUCCGGCGGCUCUGGCGGCGGAAGCGGAGGCGGAGGCGGCGGGGAUGGCAGCAGCGGCAAUGGCGGAGAGAGCGACAGCGAGAAGAACCGCGCGGAUGCACUGGCCGCGCUGGCGGCGCUCGGGCGCACCGUGCAAUCGCUCCCCGCGGAUCUUGCGGACGCGAUUUUGGCGGGAAGAAUCCCGGGGAUUAUCGUGGAGCGUUUCGCUGCGCUGGAGAAAUCGCCGCUGCUAAAGCACCUCCUGCGAUUCGACGGAUUUAAGGAGCGUCUGCUGGCCGACGAUCUGUUUAUGACCAAAGUGGCGAUCGAAUGCGGCGUGGGCAUUUUCACAAAGACGGGAGCGGAGUACGAGAAGCGCCGGGAGAACUUCUUCAAGGAGCUCGACUUCGUCGUUGCUGACGUGAUCAUGGCCCUGCUGGCGGAUUUCAUGCUGGUGUGGCUGCCGGCGCCCACGGUGGCUCUGCGCGCCCCUCUGGCCAGCAACGCCGGCCGCCUCGCCAUGUUCUUCUCCAACUGCCCCGAUAACGCCUUCCAAGUGGCUCUCCGUGGCACGAGCUACUCUGUCCUGCAGCGAGUGGGCGCUAUUGUCCGCAAUGGAGCCAAGUUGCUGGGCGUGGGAACUGUAGCCUCGCUGUUCGGCUGUGGCAUGACCAACGGUCUCAUUCUCGCGCGCAAGACGUUGGCCAAGCAAGGAGCAGCAGGCGGCGGCAGCAUCGCAGAAAGCAGCGGCGAGGAGGAGGAGGCCAAGGUGCCGAUUCUGGCAACCAGCGUAGCGUAUGGCGUGUACAUGGCUGUUUCCAGCAACCUCAGAUAUCAAGUGCUGGCAGGCAUUGUGGAGCAGCGCAUGCUGGAGCCCAUGCUGCACAACCAGAAGCUGCUGCUGUCCGUGCUGUCGUUCGCCGUCCGCACUGGCAACACCUUCCUCGGCUCCCUGCUGUGGGUCGACUAUGCUCGGUGGGUGGGAGUGCAGUCACACGAGUGAUUCUUUAGCCGCUAGAAAGUAGUGCUGUUGUAGGUUUAUUCGCCAUUGCUCUAUAUUUCCGAUCCCCUCCCUCGCACAUGCACGCCACGGUAGAUUGUCACCAGCUCCUAGGUUCUCCUUUGCUUAUGAUUCUAGGUGACCCCAUAGAAUAAUUGUUGUUUUAUUAUUGAUUUGAGAUGGGAAUUGAAGAGGCAUCCGAACCGACUUAGACAAAUCGAAUUUCCAUAACUAUGCUGGCGUGUAUAACGCGUGGUGUCCAAGCAGGUACCAAGGACACAGAAUCCCCGCCGCCGUGGGGCCACACGCCGCGCCACAGGUUCACGAAUUCACAUGGCCGCCGCCAUUUGCGGCUCCGUACCGCCUUUCCCCCUU
Molecule: messenger RNA, 1909 nt
Organism: Closterium sp. NIES-67
Lineage: Eukaryota; Viridiplantae; Streptophyta; Zygnematophyceae; Desmidiales; Closteriaceae
Source: the annotation of a GenBank genome assembly